CGUCGUCGCGGUGUGCGCACCAACGUCAACGCGUACAGUCGUGUGUUGUGUGUCGUGUCGAUCGCGUCUCCUUCUAUUAUUAGCAUAUUAUAAUAUUAUUUUUUCCUCGGUCUCUCCGUUGACGUUAAAGUCACCGUCGCGUGCGAUUUUAUUUACCGGUAUAAUUUUUACGUCUCACCGGUCUUGUUUUCCGUGCAGAUAACGAACGCAUAAGGAUACAGCACACUCGUUAUCGUCGUCGUCGGUGAGUACACGAUAUUAUGACAAUGCAUAGCCGUAACAGCAAUAAAAAAAAAAUAUAUAUCACGUUCACAUUCUUCACCACUCGACAACCAACUGUCAUGUAACCCAAGUGCUAUAAGUGCAGAAAUCAAAAAAUAAAUAACUUGCUGAAAUGUCUUCGUUGUACUCGUGGGUGAUUUGCACCCUGUUGGUCGGCAUCGUCUGCAUGGCCUCCGCUGUGAACAGCCCGACCAAAAUGUACACGGGAUAUAAGUUGAAUCCAACGUCUCUACGUAUGAUUUAUCACCAUGACCAGACCAUAGCCAUUGUUGAAAUUGGCGAAGGUAAAGCUCUCCUCAACUGUGAGCUCGUCGAAAUCUACAACGACGAGGAAGGUAAAGAAAUGUUGAAAAAUCUGACGAGAAUCAACAAGCCACUGCGAAUCACUCUUGAUCAAAUGAUGAAACUGAUUAGCCAAUGCGAUCUGUUGGAUCCACACCAAGUGAACCCCGAACAGUUGAAGUUGCACGCACGUGGUGUCAACGGUGGUGACGAAAUGAACUCAAACGGUGUUCCGACGACUACCUCCAGUUCGUUGUACUCGGGAAUACUACCAGGUACAAAAUGGUGUGGUAGUGGAGAUCUAGCUACAACAUUUUUUGAUUUGGGACCAGAGGUCAAAUUAGAUAUGUGUUGUAGAACGCACGAUCUGUGCCCAUCAAAAGUCAGAUCGUAUGCUACCAGAUAUAACAUCACCAAUAAUUCCAUGUACACAAAAUCACAUUGUAUUUGUGAUAAAACAUUUUACAACUGUCUGAAAAAGGCCAAUCAUCCUACCGGAGAUCUCAUGGGAUCUAUAUACUUCAAUAUACUCCGUGUGCCAUGUGUGGAUGAAAGAAAUGGAAAAACAGUAUUUAAAAUACCACCAACAUAUUAAAUUAUCUUUUAACUUUUGUAUAAAAAUUAAAAUAAUUCUUAUUUUUUGUUAGUUUAUUUGAAUUUAUGUUAAUAUUUAUGUAUGAGAAUAAUCUAAUCAACAAAAAGAACUUGUAUAAUAUACAUUACAUCAUUAAAAUAUACGUCAUGUUUGACAAUAAUA
This is a messenger RNA of Melanaphis sacchari, 1321 nucleotides long. RefSeq lists its product as uncharacterized. The record is from RefSeq and is a predicted model, not a curated record. Gene Ontology annotation, biological process: phospholipid metabolic process; arachidonate secretion. Bases 395 to 1159 code for a protein of 254 amino acids. Lineage: Eukaryota; Metazoa; Arthropoda; Insecta; Hemiptera; Aphididae. The transcript is spliced from 5 exons.